AUGGCAAAUAUAGGUGUUAUUAUGGAUCUUCAACCAUUAUCAGGUAUUGAAUAUAUUAUUCUUGUGGAGAUAUUGUUUCAGCAAGUUCUUGUUCUCCUUAUUUGUCUUUUCAUGGCUAGUCAUGGUCAUUCUCUAAGAAAACGAUGUCGAAACAGACGUGAGGUUAGGUAUCGUAUGAGUGUUCAAGUUCCGAAAAUCAUUUCUCACUUACACUAUAUCAUAAAUGAUAAUGGUGGUGUAUGUAUCGAUAAGUUGAGAAUGGAUAGAAAUGCCUUUCACACUUUAGUUCUCUUAACUAAGGAUAUUGGAGGUCUGACUGAUAGUAAAAGUAUGUCAAGCAGCGAAAAGUUAGCAAUGUUUUUAAAUAUCUUGGCUCAUUAUGAGAAAAAUAGAUCCAUCAAGGUUGAUUAUAUUAGAUCGGGAUGGAGCGUAAGUCAGGCUUUCAAUGAAUGCUUGAGUGUUAUUCUCAAACUAACUCCAUUGCUACUUGUUAAUCCUAAAGCGGUACUUGAGGAUGAGAUUGAAGAUCGAUGGAAAUGGUUUGAGGAUUGGCGCAGAGAUAAUCCAUCGCCUCGAUGUAAAGAACAACUUUUCAACACGAGGCAUGCUAGAGCUCGUAAUGUAAUUGAAAGGGCAUUUGGUUUGUUGAAAGGAUGUUGGGGAAUUCUUAGAAGUUCUUCAUGGUACUCGGUUAAGGUUCAUAACAAGAUCAUUAAUGCUUGUUGCUUGAUUCAUAAUUUCAUUCGUAGAGAGAUGGAAGUGGAUCCCUUAGACAUUGAUAUAGAAGAAGAAAUGGAGUAUCAACACGAGAAUAUUGAUGUUGUUGAAUCGUCGGAGGAGUGGACCACUUGGAGGGAUGAGUUGGCUCAAUCAAUGUGGAAUGCAAGAUUUAACAAUUGA
Molecule: messenger RNA, 900 nt
Organism: Solanum verrucosum
Lineage: Eukaryota; Viridiplantae; Streptophyta; Magnoliopsida; Solanales; Solanaceae
Exons: 2
Coding region: 1-900 (299 amino acids)
Source: RefSeq, a predicted model, not a curated record